Messenger RNA from Penicillium bovifimosum, 1485 nucleotides. RefSeq lists its product as uncharacterized. NCBI's taxonomy places the organism in Eukaryota, Fungi, Ascomycota, Eurotiomycetes, Eurotiales, Aspergillaceae. Gene Ontology annotation, molecular function: acyltransferase activity, transferring groups other than amino-acyl groups. The coding region runs from base 1 to 1485 and encodes 494 amino acids. The record is from RefSeq and is a predicted model, not a curated record. The transcript is spliced from 2 exons.
AUGGGCUUCUUCUCUAGCCCAUCGCUGCCUCAGUUGGCCACCGUGCCGAGCGACGAGAUCAUCCCUCUCCAUUUCUGGAACACAGCGUUAUGUAUGCGUGGCACAGUUUUGGACAUUUCGUUGAAAUUCGAUGAUGUGUUGGAUAUCACCAAAUUGCGCAAUGGGUUGGAAGAACUAAUCAACAUCGAGAGUUGGAGACAGCUGGGAGCUCGGUUACGGCUGAACAGAGAUGGAAAGUUGGAGUACCAUGUACCAGCACAGUUUGAUACCUCAAGACCGGGCUUCAUCAUGACCACCGUUGAGCAUGGAACAAGCAUUGUCGACCAUUCACUUGCCGAGAAGAUACCACAGGCCACCGACAAACCGACCAUAUUUCCAUCGCCUGAUGAACUAAGCCCUCAUUUACGCAGCGCGGAUACACCCAAAAAGAUUGAGGAUUGGCUUUGCUCGGACAGACCACAGCUAUCGAUACAUGUUAUCACUUUCACAGAUGCCACGAUCAUUACCGUGACAUGGCUACACACCCUAGCCGAUGUGAUGGGGAUGACAACAAUUCUGAAUGCGUGGACUGCCCUUAUGCGAGGCGAUCGAGAGGCGGUUCCUCGACUUGAAGGUUUCCGAUCUGAACCGCUCACAGAACUCGGACAACGCACGCCAGCGGAGAAGUACAUGCAUUACAAUCGCGUUUUCGGUCGAAAAGAGUUCCUGUGGUUUAUCGGGCUGAACAUUCUUGACAGACUAUGGUAUCGCCAGGAGGAGCGCCGUACUAUUUGUAUUCCCGCCACAACAUUGCAGGGUUUAUGUCAGGAAGCAUCGAUUGAGCUUUCUACUCUUUCCCCGGAAGGAGAGGCGUCUCCUUUUGUGAGUGAGAGUGAUGUGCUUUUAGGAUGGUGGGUGCGCACACUUUAUGGUGGACUGGGACUUCGGACCGACCAAACUAUCCUCGUCAACAAUGCGUUGAAUCUGCGGACGUCUUUGCAUGAUUCCUUCAAGUCGGAACAUACUGCAUUCAUGGGAAAUGCCCUGUGUAUGUCUCCCACCUUCUUACAGGGCCAUCAAGUCGCCGAUGAACCGUUGGGUCAAAUUGCCUUGCGGAUUCGACAAUCGUUGGCCCAACAGCGAACUACCGAACAGGUGGAGGCAAUGACAGCGCUGCAACUGCAAACGAUGGAAAAAACAGGCUAUUUAGCCUUGGUAGGUGAUCCUCGGAUGGUGCUACUUUCUUGUUCCAAUUGGCACAAGGCACGCUUAUAUGAGAUGGACUUUUCGUCGGCCGUACUGCAAAAGUCAGAUCACCGGAGCUCGUGCAGCCCACAAACCUCGGGAAGGCCAUCUUAUGUGAACGGGGUUCAGCAUUCAGCGAAUUCUUUCAGAAAUGUCCUUUCGGUGAUAGGGAAGGAUGCUGCCGGCAACUGGUGGCUGACUGGCGUUUUACGAACUGACGCGUGGGGGUAUGUUGAAGAGCAGUUGAUUGAACUCGGCUGA